Messenger RNA from Carassius auratus (goldfish), 2855 nucleotides. RefSeq names its product active breakpoint cluster region-related protein-like. The record is from RefSeq and is a predicted model, not a curated record. Gene Ontology annotation, molecular function: guanyl-nucleotide exchange factor activity; GTPase activator activity. Lineage: Eukaryota; Metazoa; Chordata; Actinopteri; Cypriniformes; Cyprinidae. The coding region runs from base 228 to 2699 and encodes 823 amino acids. Gene Ontology annotation, cellular component: membrane. The transcript has 22 exons. Gene Ontology annotation, biological process: positive regulation of GTPase activity; signal transduction.
CUGACAUUGCUUCAUGUCUUAACAGUCAUUGGAAAUGUGACAUUAUUUUCUGUUUUAAUGAACAUUGCACGUCCCCCGCCUAUAUCUUAUUGCACUGUUUGAGGAAGCAGGAAGAACAUGAGCUUAGUAACCACAAUCAACUGUCAGUGUGAAAGCGAGAGGAUUCACUUCACACUGACAACUGUAGCGCGGCACACCGUGACUCUGGCAGCUCUCUGCUGCUGCUUAUGGAGCUCUACAUGGAGGCUGUGGAAUAUCUGAAGGGCUGUGGCAUCUCGCCUGUGACUGAGGAUGAGAUUGUGGAUUCUGAAUUACUACAGGAUGUGUUCACUGACGAGGCAGAAUGGGUUUCUCAAAGCCCUUUGCAAACUGAGCCGUUCUUGCCAACUACUCCAACAACCGAGAGUCCAGAUGACCUGCUUCAGAAGAGAACAGUGGUUCUGAAAGGGGUUCUGAUCAGUGAGGAGAUCUACUUGACAGAGCUUGAGACACUGCUUACGCCCAUGAAAGCUUUGAAGGCAGCAGCGGGAACCUCUCAACCUGUGUUGUCCACUAAGCAGGUCCAGACUGUGUUUUAUCAAAUCCCUGAGCUCAGAGAUCUACACAAGGACUUUUUCACAAGCCUUAGGGCCAGAUUACAACCUGAUGAAGUGAUAGAUCCAGGGGCACAACAAGGCCUGGUGACGGUGGAGGCCCCAGUGAUGCAACUUUUAUCUGUGGGAGACCUGUUUCUUAAGUUUGUCAACCAGUUAGGAGUUUAUCGGGGCUUCAUUGAUAACUAUGAGAAUGCAGUGGAGAUCGUGCAGAAGUGCAUGCAGUCAGAUCAGCGGUUCAGGACGCUUGCAGAGAGUAUGAUGUCCUCCAAAGGGUCAGACAAUGUCAAGACCAAGUACACCUUUGAAGCUCUCCUGUAUAAACCGUUAGACAGAGUGAUGAAAACCACGCUCGUGUUGCACGAUCUGUGGAAGCACACGCCCCCUGAUCACCCCGACAGCAUCACGCUGCAGGAAGCGCUCCGUCUCUCCAGCAGCUUCCUGUCUGGGGUCAAUGAACGGUCGCAGUGCAAACGUUCUGUCAAGCUGAGCAGAGGAGAGAGACGUCAGCUGAUUCGGGAUGGGUUUGUGGUAGAUGUGUGUGAGAACGGGCACUACCUGAGACACCUCUUCCUGUACACAGACAUGAUGCUAUGUGCCAGACUGACAACUGCAGGGAGGCAGGCACAGUACAGGUUUUGCUGGUACUUGCCGCUGGUUGGCCUGAAGCUGCUCUGGGCAGCUGAACAUCUGCCCUCAUCAGAAUACCAAGUGAAAAUUAGUAAAACAAGAGCCAAAAUGUACCAGCUCAAUCAAGCACUCCAGCAACACAUGAAAGGAGGCAAGGUGUCAGUUUCUCGUGCUGUUGAUCGCUUGAGGCGCAAACUUGAAGAGUGUGAGAUCUGGCUCUUAACAAACACGCCAUCUGUAACUUUAGACCUACACAGCACCAGUGGAAAGAGUCACACUAUGCGUCUAUUUUCUUUGUAUGACCUGAAUGAGUGGAAAGAAGCCAUUGAGAAACAGAGUGGAAACUGUAUAGAGAUGGUUCCUCCAGACCUGCUGUCUGUUACCAGUUCCUGUAUCAAACUCAGAAUGACUCAACAACCUCCCCUUCACUGCGUUCAGUCCAAUGAAAGUGCACAUAUCUGUGGGAGCUUAUAUGUUAUGGUUCAUUCGGCGUGUGGUCUGCAAAACCUGAGCAGUGCAUAUAUGUGUGUGGAGGUGGACGGCUUUGAGUUUUACGACAGGCGAAAACAAACCUGCCUUUCAGCCUUCUGUGUUACACCGCAAUGGGAGGAGGAGCUUGUGUUUCAAGUGGAUGGAGCUCAGCAGCUGUUCCUGGUGUUAGUGUCUCAGUAUGAGAAUGGCACACAGGAUGAGAUUGUGGGCAGGGCGGUAUUAAAUCUGGACCCUGACAACAUGCUUAAGAAAUGGAAGAAAAUCACUUGUUCUUUGGGCCAGGUUGAUGUAACCUUGUCAAUCAAGUACAUGCCCCACCCUCUUGAGCCUCCAAGCACCGCCCCUCUAGUACAGGAACCAGUGUUCUGUGUACCGAUUGGACAAGUGGCAAUGCAAGAGAGUGUGCUGGUCCCUCACAUUGUCCGUUCCUGCGUGGAGGAGGUUGAGAGGAGGGGUCUGAAUGAAGAGGGGAUCUACAGGGUCUCAGGAGUCAGCAGCGAGAUACAAGCACUAAAACAUGCAUUCAACACUAAUUACCGUGAGGCUGUGAGUAAACUGAGGACUGUAGAUGUGAAUGCUGUGUCUGGCACUCUGAAACUGUACUUUAGGGAACUUCCUUUACCUCUUAUUCCCUCUGAGUAUUUCAAAGAGCUUGCAGAUGCACUAGACAUUGCUGAUCCAUAUCUCAGGGCUGACAGCAUGCUGACUCUGUUGCAGACUCUACCAGAUGUAAACCGCAACACUCUCCUCUUCCUCUUACAUCACCUGAGACGUGUUGCAGAGAGAAAGGAAGAGAAUAAAAUGUCUCUGAGUAAUUUGGCCACAGUGUUUGGCCCCAGCCUCUUGCGCCCCCCAGUGGCCCGUGUCGACAUAUCUCAAGAAGUGGAGGUUCAGGUUCAGGUGAUUUUUCUCUAUCUGCAGUGUCAGAACCUUCCAGAAGCUCUUCUCGCAAAACAUCUGGACUUUAAUGAGAUAGAGACAUGAGUCUUCAACAACCAGACUCCUUUUCUGUCUGCGUAUCCAUGGUCGUCUGUAAAUUUGUACAAAUUAUGUUUAACUCACUUUAUAUUACAUAUGUUUAAUAUGUUAUUUUCAAGCGUUUAAUGUCAUUAAAAGUGACAUGACCAUGGGUUGACUAUA